This is a messenger RNA of Salvia miltiorrhiza (redroot sage), 3637 nucleotides long. Its product is annotated as probable disease resistance protein At1g58602. Bases 246 to 3020 code for a protein of 924 amino acids. Gene Ontology annotation, molecular function: ADP binding. Lineage: Eukaryota; Viridiplantae; Streptophyta; Magnoliopsida; Lamiales; Lamiaceae. The record is from RefSeq and is a predicted model, not a curated record. Gene Ontology annotation, biological process: defense response to other organism. The transcript is spliced from 2 exons.
AAUGAGGUAGAAUCAUUGAAUAAAGAAGAAGAAGACAAGGUAGAAACAGAACAAGUGGAAUUAAUAAAGAUUAUCUGCUCUCACGCGUUUCCCCACGAACCAAACAUCUCUGUUCCAGAAUCCAAAUUCUUCGCAAUCUCGAUUGAAGAAUUUGUAUUCACCACAACGAGUUGAGUUCCUUAUCCUUAUUCCUCUCUCUAUAUACCCUCACCAAUAGUUUAUCAAUUUGACCAAAGAUAUUUGCGAUGGCAGAAGCAGUGGUGUCGACUGCUCUAGAAACCUUGCGCGAUUUGUUGUUGGAAGAAGCAAGGUUUUUAUCUGGUGUGGGCGAUGAAGUGAGGGAGCUCGAGAUCCAGCUCAAAGAGAUGAAGUGUCUCCUCAGAGAUGCUGACAGAAGACGACAUGAAAGCAGCAUGAUUUUGAAUUGGAUCUCGGAGAUCAAAGAUCUUGUGUACAGAGCCGAAGCUGCCAUUGAAAGACACGCAGUUUAUCAAGUGACUUCAAGGAGAAGGCGAGGCCUCACUCAGCUCAUCCGCAGAUGUAGUUGUAAUUUGGAAGAAUACAAGUCGAUCCACCAACUAGGCUCCGAGAUUUCACCAAUCAAAUCCCGUCUUGAAAGAAUAAACAAGGAAAUGCAAGACAAUGGCAUAAAGAAGAGCAUCAUCAACAAUACAGAUGAAGGGGAAAGCUCGUUCGCCAACAACAGGGCAAGGAAGAGCUUCCCCGAAUUCGAGAUCGGAGAGUGUUUUGUAGGGAUGAAGGAUGAACUGAAGCAGCUUGCUAAUCUCCUGAGGCACGACAACGAGGAGCGAGUUAUUUCAGUGUGGGGAAUGGGCGGAUCAGGCAAGACCACCAUUGCCAAAAAGCUCUACAACGAGAACAAGACUAGCUUUGAUCUUUCCGCGUGGGUUUGCAUUAGUCAGCAACGUCAGAGUUUUCAAUCAGUUUGGAAGGAUGUUCUCAAACAGCUAGAACCACAAACAAGUGAGGAUCUGAGCGAGUGGGAGUUGAAGGAGCGACUAUGCAAGAUACAACGAGAGAAGCGAUGCCUCAUUGUUGUGGAUGAUCUUUGGAAAACUUCUGAUUGGAAUGAGUUGAAGCAUCCGUUCCUUGUCCAUGAUUUGUUAAGCAAAAUCUUGAUCACCACACGCGAACAGGAAGUUGCCGAGAUUGGAUGCCCAGUAAAAGUUGGGAUUCUAAAAGAGGAGGAUGCUUUGGAUCUACUCAAGAAGAAAGCCUUUCCACAUACCAACAUUCCAGAGUUUGCACUGGAAGAAAAAUUUGAGAAAAUUGAGAAAGAAAUGGUGCAGAAAUGUGGGUAUUUGCCGUUGGCAAUUUCUUUACUCAGUGGGGUCUUGAGAAUGAAAAAUUCGAUCAUGGAGUGGGAGUUAGUAAAUAGGGAUAUCAAAAAACACAUAUAUAGAGACGAAAGUGAGAUUGAUGGAGUGCUAAAUUUAAGCUAUGAAAGUCUACCCUAUUAUUUGAAGCCUUGCUUUCUCUAUAUGGGUAUAUUUGAAGAGGACGAAGAUAUAAAUAUUCGGCGUCUAUAUAGCAUGUGGAUAGCACAAGACAUGAUUUCAUAUGAGAAUAUUGGAGACAAGGACAAAUCUUUGAUUGAAAUCGCGGAGCUCUACUUGGGUGAGUUGGCCUCCAGGUCCAUAGUUGAAAUAAGCGACGACGAUGAUGUCAUGCCUACAAGAAAAUAUAGGAGCUGCAAACUUCAUGAUGUAGUAAGAGAACUAUGUUUGAAAUUAGGGAAAAGGGAGGAUUUUGGUGUGCUAGGUUUGGAGUAUCAAACUGGGAAACUUAGAACCUUACUACGACAAGCUUCCUCGCAUAUGAAAAUACGACAUUUGGUUAUCCAUUUCAGAAGAGAAGUCGAAGUGGAACCUGGCGAGCUUGGAGAAGAUAGUAGCAAACAUUUAAGGUCUCUUCAAAUGUUCAAUCACAUAAAUUUAAGUGUUCCAGAGUUUACCCCACAAAGCAUCGUUGAUUUUCAAAAAUUUAAAUUGCUGAGAGAUCUAGUUAUGGUGAGAUUCAAAUUUGCAGGAAGAAAGCUACCGAAAGGAAUCACUAAUCUUGUUCACCUUAGACGUUUGCGCUUAGAAGAAUGUGAAUUUGAUAAGCUACCGUCGUCCAUAAGGAAUAUGGUAAACAUGGAUACCCUUAAUUUAAGUGAUUCGAGGAAUGUUGGAGUUCCAAAUGUUUUUAAAGAGAUGCUACGUUUAAAGCACUUGCUUCUUCCGGAGUAUGAGGAGGAAAAUAUUGGUAGUUAUCGAUUAACAUUGGGCGAGGGAGUGGUUGGGUUGGAGACCCUAUGGUGGUUGGAUAGUAGAGUGCAUGAAUUAAAAUGUAUGAACAGAAUGAAGAAUCUGAGAAAUUUCUCAACAAAAAUACACGACAACAAAAGCUUGUCAACCAUGAUCGACGCCAUUGCUAUCAUGGACAAGUUAGUGUAUUGUGUGGUUGAAAUCAAAGAGGGUUGCGAGUUAGCAACAAAUGAUGGAGUGUUGAACAAGACAUUCACAUGUCCCAAUCUUCAUUGCUUGAGUAUUGAAGUUAAGUUAGGGAAGGCACUGGUAGAUCGUGGGCAUGACUUCAUGAGCUCAAAACUAACGACUUUGGAGCUGUUAGCAUGUGAGAUUGAGGAUGAUCCAAUGGCGAUGCUAGGGAAGCUUCCUUGCUUGACGGCUUUGUGUUUAGGGAGGAAAUCAUUUGUCGGGGAGGAGAUGACGUGUCCAUCAAACAGUUUUCCUCACCUCAAGAGGCUUGAGCUAUGUCAAUUAGCAAAGUUGAGGGAGUGGAGAGUGGAGGCAGGAGCCAUGCCCAUUCUCUCGCUAUUAUAUAUCAUUGAGUGUUCUACUUUGGAGAUGCUUCCAGAUGGACUGAGUGGCAUUUCUACUCUUCAGAAACUGAUACUUUUUAAAAUGCCAGAAUUGGGGAAGAGGGUAUCGGCAUCAGGAGAGGAUUUCCACAAAGUCAGCCAUGUUCCUUCAAUUAUCAUCCGAGACGAUGACUAAUCUAGUCUCCAUCCGGGUAAUGCUUAAUUGCACCAAUCUCAUUCUCAAUUUUUAGUUGUAGUUUUCUAAAUUGUAUCAUCUUUUGGUUGCAGGGUACCUCUCCCCCCCCCCCCCCCCCAAUUCUUUUGUCUGAAACCUUUCUUGAAAUAAAUGUGUAUAUUUAUUUUGCAUGCGUGGUGGCCAUAUAUAUUCCAUUCUCUGUUCGUUCCAUAUGGAGUUAUUUUGGUAAGAUUUGACUCUGGAGAUUUAAGCUUUAUUUCUGUUCUUGAAUUGUGAUUUAGUUUCUCGGUUGUUUAGAAUCCAAUAAAUUGAAAACUGGGUUGCUUAAUAUGAAUAUACUAUACUAAUGGUAGUGUUGUGGUUUGAAUUGAUGGAUAUAAAAUCACCAUUGGUAUAUAUGUAAUUCUUAGCUCAAAGCUCAAGCAUUUGGAGGAGAUGGUUGUACUGCUGAUUAAGCAAGAAAAAUUGGGUUAUGUUGAAGGAUUUGAAGCUGCUUUAAAUUGGGCUCUUUUUCCGGCCGACAUGUAGGGAAUUGAAUUCGAAUUCAUGUUAUGUUUGAACUGAAUUAUUGGUUUGUAAUGAUUCAAAUGUGAUUAAUUGAUAAUUUUGUUUGUCAA